UUUCCAUACAAUCAUGAGUGUUCUGCCUCUAGUCCCUCAACAUCCGCCAUGCCUUUGCUAAUCUAUAUUUCGCGCUACAUUGAUUCGAAUUAUGUUCAGAUCACUCCGAAGGAGGCAGUUCAGCCUCAUUCCCGACAUUGCAGUUUCAUAGAGGGUCCUCGGCGCGCAGUUAACGAGAAAAAAAAAUACUACCGAGUUACCGAUGCUGACAGACAGCAUAACACGAGUCCUCGUUUACAUCUACGGCGCCACUGUUGUUCGAGAGCCGAGACGACGUCUUCAGCUCACACCUUUUUACCUUUUUCGCACAUCAGAUAUCUCUGGGCAAACAAUGUCCUCUCGCGAUAGGUGGAUAGCAUAGGUCCAAGCCUGGGCGCGGUGAGCAUAUAUGCUGACAGCGUUGAAGGUGGUUUGGACCCUGCAGAGUAAAGGGUGUUAUGAGACUGAUGUAUUCAGCUUCACACAAAUAAACUAGCCGAGAAAUAAUUAAAAGGGAAUAUAUCUUGAGGUGCUGCUGUCUGUGCAGUGAGCUACAACGCUACAACACUCCAACACGUUUCUGUACAACCUCCAUUUACGUCUGAAAACGUGAUCGGUAGCUCAUUAUCAUGUCUCAUGCACACGCAGUGAAAGGAAUUAUCUUUGACCUCGGCGAUGUCUUCUUGAAGUGGUCUCCUAACACAAAGACUAGCAUAUCGCCGGAAGUCUUGAAGAAGAUACUGGACUCACCUAUUUGGCAUCAGUAUGAGCGCGGGGAUAUCUCUCGGACAAGUUGCUACAGAAAGGUAUCCCACGAAUUCGGUUUGGAAGCCUCGCAGGUAGCAGAAGCCUUUUCCCAAGCCCGCGCUUCGGUACAGCCCGAUCAGGAAGUUGUUUCCUUUCUGGAGGACCUCAAGAUUAGCUCAUAUAUUCGGCUGUUCGCCAUGUCGAAUGUUGGCAAGGAGGACUUUGCAGAUGUAGAGAAGAAGACGGAUCUAUCGCUUUUCGAUCUCGUAUUUACCUCUGCAGCUGCCAGAGCACGGAAACCCGAUCUCAAGUUCUACCAUCAGGUUCUGGAGAAGAUUGGCCUGGCCCCUGAACAUGUUCUCUUCAUCGACGACAGAGAAGAGAAUGUAUCCGCAGCCAGGAAGGUCGGGCUCAAUGGUUUUGUGUUCGACGGUAAUACCGUUCAGCGUUUGCAAGAGAUCCUCGAUGAUCCGGUGACUCGCGGGUUUGACUAUCUUUCUCGAAACAGAGGUCGAUUCCGUUCGAUCACCGAUAGUGGUAUCUCCAUUGAUGACAAUUUUGCGAAGCUUCUGAUACUGGAGGCCACAGAAGACCGGAGCCUAGUAGACAUCAAUCCGAGUAAGGACGGCUAUUGGAACUUUUUCGCAGAAGCCACGCUUGUUCCUGAAGGGGUUUUCCCAGAUGACCUCGAUACCACUUGCUUGGGCCUCAUGGUCGAACCACCCGCAGACUCCCAAAUCAUAAACAACAUUUUAGAUCGAAUGCUGGAGUGUGUGACGGCCGAUGGAUCGAUCUUGACAUACUUUGAUCGCGAGAGGCCUCGGACCGACAUUGUCGUGAGUGCAAACGUGCUGGCAUGCUUUUAUCACUUCGGACGUGGCCACCAGCUACCACGCACCCUGGAAUAUAUCCACAACGCUCUAUUACAUCGGCGAUAUGAAAAUGGAACUCGCUAUUAUCCGUCGCCCGACUGUUGUCUAGGGUUCUUUGCGCGUCUGUUACAAUAUUCGAAGAACGAUGCUCAUCUUCAAGCGAAGAUAGGUGGUCUUCUCAAGCCCAGAGUGCAGGAACGUAUCGGAAAGGAUGGCAGUGCUUUGGACUUGGCAAUGCGAAUGAUAGCUUGCACUUCUUUCAGUGUAGAUUGCAACAAAGAGCGGGAGAGAUUGCUAGCACUACAAUGCGAAGAUGGAAGCUGGGAGCCUGGGUGGAUGUAUAGGUACGGUUCCACUGGGGUCAAGAUCGGCAAUCGUGGGGUGACAACAGCCUUGGCCUUGAAGGCUCUGUCAACAAAGACUUUGAUAAGAUAACUGGAGUUCAUUGGCCAUUCUUGAAUAACACGUCGACUUGAAGUGUUCUGUCAUUGGAUCGGCUCAGGGCUACCUCGUAUUUGUGGCACACUCUCUGUGCUAUUCUAGCCUAAUCUAUCCGUGAAAUGGAAGCGUUCGGUAUCCAACAGUCAACUGACAUCAGAAAUUGAGAUUUAUAGAUAUCAGGACCUAACAUAACAGUCACCGUUUAUUCACUAACGAGUCUAUUUUCAAGCGUCGAGGAUGCUUUACAGCCUGGUCGACCCUCAGGCUACUCUGUACGUGUGCCCGUUUACUCGUUAUUUCAACAUUAAUGAAAAUUCAAUGUUACAACCGCAAUUCUCCGAAGUUACUUUCCACUCUACAAUGAAAACUUGACUCUGCUCUUGACUCUCAAGCGUUUUUGAAGGAUGAUUUGUUUUACCAUUUACCUCUUCGGACCACUGAUUACCGUACCGAUACUUUCUUUGGGGAAAUAUCAGUAAUUUCACCGCAUGUACGAUUGCAUGAAACCAGCUCCACAAGGAAAGGUGCAUAAUUUCC
Molecule: messenger RNA, 2576 nt
Organism: Periconia digitata
Lineage: Eukaryota; Fungi; Ascomycota; Dothideomycetes; Pleosporales; Periconiaceae
Source: the annotation of a GenBank genome assembly